UCGUUAGAUACUCGAUGAUCCUCGAUCCUCUCGCGACGGUGGAGAGGAAUGUUGUCUGAUUGCGAAAUGAUUACGAGCAUCGUAAUAUUUCCGAACCGACACCGACAACUAUCUCUGAUCUACAACGGGUUUCAAAAAUAAAGUGAAUCGGUUGGACGCAGCGAGCGAUUGACGGAGAGAGUUUUCAGAUGUUCGGGCUUCGUAUAGUGCCGACUCGCAUCCUGUCGAGAACUAACACUAAUGGUAGCUUGGCUAACUUGGCAAGGUUAGGUAGCACUGGGCUACUUGAGAAAUAUGACAUCCCGAUUGCAGCAGAGCACGAUUUUCCUCAGUUGCGACGAGAGGAAAGAAAAUCUCUUAGAAUUGCCAUACUCGGUGCUCCGAAUGCCGGAAAGAGCACUCUUAUUAAUCAGUUGGUUGAACACCAGGUAUGUGCCUCCUCAAUGAGAAAACAUACAACUCGCUCGGCAUGUCGCGCCAUUCAUCACUUCGAAAAUAUCGAAUUGGUAUUUGUGGACACACCGGGGGUUGUGUCCUCCCGAGACGUCGUAAGGCACAGCUUAGAAAAAAGCUUUAGAUUGGAUCCAGGUCAAGCUCUUGGUACGGCGGACGUUGUUGGUGUUUUGCACGACAUAUCUCAAGUCACUACCCGAGAUCAGAUAAACCCGGAAAUCAUCAGCUUGCUAAAGACUUUGGAUUCCAAUGCCCGAUCCUUAUUAUUGUUGAACAAAGUCGACAAAAUCAAAAGCAAGACACGGCUCUUGCAGUUUGUAGAUGAAUUGACCGGAACGAACGGAUGGCCACAUUUUGUGGAUGUGUUUAUGCUGUCUGCUUUGCUAGGAGACGGGGUGCAGGACUUGAGGCACUAUCUUCUAGAUUCAGCUAAGCCGAGAGAGUGGGACUAUGAGAGGGAUACCCUUACCGAUCAGAAGCCGGAAGAAAUGGUCCUGCGGAUUGUACGCGCUGGUAUGCUGAAUACCUUACCGGCAGAAAUUCCUCACAACUUGGAUAUAAAGAUGGAAUAUUAUAACGUCUGUGAUGACAGAAGCAUCGUUACCUACGUUUUGAUCGGAUGUCCCAACGAACGAUUGUUCAAAAUCACCCUCCGCAAGCUAAAGCCACGAUUGAGGGACAUGGCUGCAGAAAUGGAAGCAACAUUGGCAAAGAAUCUACAGAAAUCGGUCAGAUUAAGAUUAGUCAUACACCCACCGCCACAGAAAGCAAUCACUUGAAUCGAUUAUUCAUAGAAAGAUGCGUCCCCGUCUUUACGAAAUUGAAUUCUCUUAUUCAAAAAAUAUUCAUUUUUAUUUUUUUUUAACUCGAGGUUCAUAUCCAUGAACUGUACUUGAAUAAAAAGACAGAGUCGCAAGAAA
Athalia rosae (coleseed sawfly) is the source of this 1373-nucleotide messenger RNA. Its product is annotated as GTPase Era, mitochondrial. Gene Ontology annotation, biological process: ribosomal small subunit assembly. NCBI's taxonomy places the organism in Eukaryota, Metazoa, Arthropoda, Insecta, Hymenoptera, Athaliidae. The record is from RefSeq and is a predicted model, not a curated record. Gene Ontology annotation, cellular component: mitochondrial matrix. The transcript is spliced from 3 exons. Bases 189 to 1232 code for a protein of 347 amino acids. Gene Ontology annotation, molecular function: rRNA binding; GTP binding; ribosomal small subunit binding.